Drosophila elegans is the source of this 2196-nucleotide messenger RNA. It is a transcript of the gene dgt6, whose product is annotated as augmin complex subunit dgt6. The coding region runs from base 100 to 2043 and encodes 647 amino acids. The record is from RefSeq and is a predicted model, not a curated record. NCBI's taxonomy places the organism in Eukaryota, Metazoa, Arthropoda, Insecta, Diptera, Drosophilidae. Gene Ontology annotation, molecular function: microtubule binding. The transcript has 4 exons. Gene Ontology annotation, biological process: spindle assembly. Gene Ontology annotation, cellular component: HAUS complex; mitotic spindle microtubule.
GCACCAAUCAAAAACGCCGAGGGAAAAAGAAUUGAAACAAAACCGCCAUCUUUCUCAUUGCUGUAAUUGAAGGAAUUUAAUAUUUAUUGAACCGUAAAUAUGGAUCGCACAACCAUCGCGCCCAGGAAGGCCGAGGAAAAGGAGCAGAGCGAGAAGCUGCACAGGAAGUUGCAAGGACUGGCCCUGGUGCAUCCUAUGCCGGAUGAGUUGCGAAAACUGAUCGCCUGGGACAUGUUUCUCAAACCCAACCAGGUGGCCUUUGUCCACGUGAUGCACUACCUCUUCCGCAUGCUGGAUCCGGCCGAAUUUAAGCGCCGUUUCUUUUGGCCCAUUACGGACAAGAAGUCGGAGGCCAACUUCCGAUCAAGCACAGUGGAGUACCUGAAGCAUCUCAAUGAGAAACACCAGCUGCACUGGGCCAACAUCACAUCCUAUCUGGUGGUCAUGCCCGGUGGCCUAAGGUUCAUCAACUUCAUGCUGGAAUUCGUGAGCUUUGUCAUCCAGGAGCUGAUCAAACAGCGCAAACAGGACGCUGGAACACCGGAUGUAAGUGCCAAGGUCAUGUCCCGACAAAAUGCCGUGAUGAAGGAGUAUGCCUCAGCGUACAUUGUCAAUCUGGAGGAGAAUACUGCCCUGCUGCGCCACAAAACCCAGAAGAUCAAUCACCUAAUGGCCAAUCUAUCUGCGGACAUGGGAGUGCCCGUGGAGCAACUGGUGGACGAUAACUUUUUGGACAUAUUCGAAGCCCACGUCUCAUCAGGCGUCGAGCGAAUGUUCACUCAGCCCGCCGAAAGGAAAUUAGAUCUGGAGGAAUCGCUGUGCGGCCUCAAAGAGGUCAUAGACCUGUUCCAGUCCAAGCAGGCGGAGCACAAUCAAAACAAGGAGGCCGUGGACAAGGCCCUGCGGGGCAUGCGAGUGUUACUCGACAGCGAUCCAAUCACAGAAGAUGGUUUCUUGGACCAGUUGGGCGGUUCAAAGUUGGAAGCCCUCGUAGACGCCUUCAAUCACGUGAGCGGCACAAUUGCGGAGCAGCUGGAUGCCAACGACCACUACAAUGAGUCCACAGCGUUCGUCACCACUGAUUUGCGGGCCAUGCGCGACGAACUGACUCAAUCCGAAGUCCAGCUCAAGGAUUUGCUUAAGAAACUGCAUGAGCCGUCCAAGAAAGAAAAGGGAAGUGCCAACGGAAGUGCCUCCGCCCAAGGACAGCUAAGUGAGCCGGCCACGCCUCGCUUUGAAUCUCUUAUCACCUCCAAGUUUGUGUCCACUCCUCCCAUUAAGAUCGAUUUGGCGGGCGGCAGUGGCCGCAACGCGCCAGUGCGUCUUGCCCUCCAGGACGACUUUAAUGGCAAACAGCUUGAUGCUUUAAGCAACAGUUUACUUGCACCUGCUCCGCCACGAUCGGCGCGCAAGCUAAAAAUCAUUGACCAGUCGGCGGGAGCUGAUCUCAAUGGCACCUUAAACCGAUCCAAGAUCAACGAUCCCAUGCAAAUGUUGCGCACCAUCCACAAGAACACGUCCAAGGUCAAGACUUCGGCGCCGCAGCCGAAUCUUUCUGCUCUGGGCAGCAAGUGGAAGGAAAUGCAGGCCUCUUUCGGUUUCGAUGAGGCACCAGUGCCGGGAACAAAUGUGAUUUCCCCGCUGGCUUCACCGGCCGAUCCCAGUGAUCCUUUCACGCCCUUAAGCGUCAGCGAUUGCACACGCAUCGAACGUAUUCCACGUAAUUCCGAAAACAACAGCUCGCAGGUCGCCAUGAACGCUGCGGUGAUGAAGGUUAUGGAGGUCUCUCGGAAUGUCCUUAACCUUAGCACCUCGCCAUCCGGACGGUUGGACGCCUUGGUACCUUCCACCGACACCCACCAGGGGGAUACGCCUAGACUUCAGCUCAACGACAGAACCAUCAAUGACUCACUGUUCUUGAAUACGGAAAACAACCGAAAUGCACUAAACGUCUCGCAUAAGUUCGAUUUCGAUCAGAUCGGAGGUGAUGAUGAUGACCUGCAAAACAUCAGCGAUAGUGUGCUUAAAGAUAUUAUCUUCUAGUCGAAGACAAACAAAGAUCGCUAAAAUUGGUAAAAUAAAAUAUAUUAUUUUAUAUUGCGGCUUCUCCGCUAAAUAUCCCCUUGCAAAAUCUGAAUUUUUGAGAUAAAUAGCUAAGCACCGAAUAAAAUUUGAAAAAUUUUCUUCACAACAUCA